AUGCCGCCUAAAAAAGGGUUAUCACAAGAAGAAAAGUUAAAAUUAUUGUUAGAUUGGUUUCAAUCCUCACAUUCAUUUUACACAUUAAAAGAAAUAGAAUCAAAGGGAGCCAAAAUUUGUAAAAUACCUUCCAUGCAAGUAAAAGAUUUAAUUGCAAACUUAGUAGAUGAAGGUUUAGUAGAACUGGAAAAAUGUGGAAUUGUGAACUUAUAUUGGAGUUUCAAAUAUCUGAAACAGAAACAAUUAGAAAAUAGGGCAGGCACCUUAAAAUCAGAAAUUGAAUUAAAGAAAAUAGAGAUUGAAAAUUUGAAAAAAGAAAUUAUUGAAGCUGAGAAGUUAAGAAGUGUUGAAGAUAUGCCUAAUAGAUCUGAAGAAUUAGCUAGAUUGGAGGAUUUUAAUAAAUUGAUUGUUGAAUUGACUUCACAAGUUGCUUCUAAAAAGGUUUUUGAUAAUUUGAAACAUGAUAUUAAAGCAAUUGAGUUUUAUCAUGAUCUGAUUGAAAUGAUUGUUGAUCAUUAUAGUAGAAAAUGUAAUUUACCAGUUAAGAUGUUGAAACAAGAGUUGAAUAUUCCUUUGGAAUUAGAUGAUCCACCCCCAAUUCCAGAAAAUUAG
Insectozyma verbasci is the source of this 612-nucleotide messenger RNA. Lineage: Eukaryota; Fungi; Ascomycota; Pichiomycetes; Serinales; Debaryomycetaceae. The record is from the annotation of a GenBank genome assembly.